AUGGUAAAGGGAACUGAACCUUUGACGCCAAGUGGUGACGGCAGUGAGGAGGAACACUCUCUUGACUCUGUUGGCCCUCUCAAUGAAGGAACUCCAAACUUCGUUGCGCAACCUAUACCUCCUCCUCUGGCUCCUCCAGUAGCUCCUCCUCCAUUACGUGAACUGAAGAUAGGUCCACCCAUUGUUUUUUUAUCAAUGUGCCUUUCUUUUGUCUUGUUGACAGUGGCUAUAGGUACACCUUGGUUCCGCAUGGAACAAUAUGCUGCUGCACCUGAUGGAGGAGAUGUGAUGGCAGAAUAUGGCCUUUGGAAGUCUGUCGUUAAGUCUGGUAAAGUAGUUAAUAUUACGUAUACGAACGAUAUGACAUGUUUUCCUAUACGACAACGUACGAAAGCAUUGGAAGGAAUCUCAAUUGUUACAGCUUCAUUUGCAUUAAUUACUACUAUUGUUACAUUGGCAAACUACAUUUAUGGAGAGAAAAAGAAAUUUGUUAGAACAGCUGCUAUUUGGUGCGUUGGAAUAACUUUUAUAUGUGUAGUAGCUGAAUGCUCACUAGGUAUAAAUAUAUACUCUUGGGUUUUUAAAGAAUGUGGAGAUGGACUGAGUUAUCGAACUCGUGCUUAUGAACCUUAUAUAGGAUUGGCAUUUGUCUCUGUAUCUUGGGCAUUAAUUACUGUUGCAGGAUUAUUGGUGUAUAAUGAACCUGUUUUCUUAGCUGAUGCACGAUCUAUCGAUUCUGGAGCUAUUGUUUUUACUGCAUUUGCUUUCGUCGCUUUUCUUUUUUCCAUUGUUUCUUCUCCAAUGCCUCAAUGGUUCUACAAAAAUGCCGCAAAUAAAACUUUUAUAGAUACUUUAUUAUGGCGAGAACGUCAAGGGCCCCUAUGGGUGCGAAGUCCCCGUACUAAUUCUACAGGAAUUAAAAACCUUGGUUGUGAAAAUGUAGUACCUUAUUUUCGAGCUGCAGAAGCUUUUAGCAUUCUUUCUAUAAUAUCUUGUUUUUUCGCUGUUUUAGGGGGAUGGUUACUUUGCAAAAAACUUGGAAGAAUUACAUUUUUGACUUUGUUUAUUGGAUAUGUUAGUGUCGCAAUGACACUUUUACAAUGGAUAUUAUCUAUAUCUAUUUAUUAUGGUAAUUGGUGUAAUGGUACUAUUUCUUACCAUCGUAAAAAGUAUGUAUUGACAAGUGGUUUUGUUCUCAACGUAACUGCAUUUGUUCUUAUAACUCUAGGAACAUGUGUUUUAACAGUUACUGAAACCAUUAGAUACCGAUAUUUUCCAACAACAGUACGAAUGAGAACGAUAAAAGAGAUAUUUAUAGAGUUAAUUGAUUAG
Trypanosoma theileri is the source of this 1332-nucleotide messenger RNA. RefSeq lists its product as uncharacterized. The transcript has a single exon. Lineage: Eukaryota; Euglenozoa; Kinetoplastea; Trypanosomatida; Trypanosomatidae. The coding region runs from base 1 to 1332 and encodes 443 amino acids. The record is from RefSeq and is a predicted model, not a curated record.